UGUAAGGAGAUUAGGUUAUGUUUUAUAAACAAACUGAACAGUCAGGAUGUAACAAAGUACAGUAGAUACAAAAUUAUUCAUAACUUGUUAUGUUUAUUUUUAUAAAUAAGUCCUUCUUUAGCAGAAGACUAAUUAAACACAAAGACAUAAUAUUGAUGAAUUCGUUUAAAACAGAAAGUUGAAACGGUUAAUAGUAGGCUAUGAUUAGGCUAUUCAUCACUGUACCAGGUUCACAGGAAGACAGGGAGGUAUAUGCUGGAUUAAAUAUCCAAGACAGAAAGGUCUUCAUCAGGAAACUAAAAUACUACCUUAGCAAUAGACCAUACUACAGCCUGGACGAGUUUGUAUACGAUCACACCUACCGACCAUAGGGAAUAAACGACCCCUACUAAAGGGAAGACAAAAUGACGAUUCCCGCAGCCCUGGCUGCUGGUGAAGACUACAGAAGUAUCAAGUUCCCCAAAGAUCGAGCUAAAUGGGCCAAGGUCAUGCGCAGAGACGAGUGGCAGCCCAAAGACAGCGACCGCAUCUGUUCUGUGCAUUUUAAAGAUAAUAUGUUUGAUAGGACUGGGCAAACUAUGCGGUUGAUGGUGCAGUACCAACCAUAUUUUCGACAUUUCCGUCUUAACUUCAAAGAAAAGUAAGUGUUUCCACUACUAAAUAAAUGACAUUUAUUGUAUUAAUGUCAUUAGUAAAAUGUAAACACCGGGGAAUUUCAACAAAAAGCAUAAAAUCUCCUUUUUUGUAUUCUCUGAUGAAAUGCAUUAAAUAUCAAGAAUAUUAAGUUGAAUAUUUCAUUUUAGAUCAGGUAAAUAUUCUACAUUCACUGUUUCAUUGCCAUAUGAAUUGA
This is a messenger RNA of Nilaparvata lugens (brown planthopper), 850 nucleotides long. RefSeq names its product THAP domain-containing protein 2-like. NCBI's taxonomy places the organism in Eukaryota, Metazoa, Arthropoda, Insecta, Hemiptera, Delphacidae. The record is from RefSeq and is a predicted model, not a curated record. Bases 405 to 644 code for a protein of 79 amino acids. The transcript is spliced from 3 exons.